AUGGCUAGCAGCAAAGAAAAGAGGAAGAAGAAGGACAAAGACGAGGAGGUCGACAAUGACAAGAGUGAGAUUCCUAGUUGUUUCGAAAAGAAUUUAGCUUCAGCUUCUUUGUUGAAAACGACCAAGUCGACUAAGCAAAUGGAAGACGGGGCUGAUGCGACGAAGAUCGACGCGGCUAAGGUACGAAAAAUGUAAAGAUUUUUUUAAAAAUUGUUUUUUUAGAUUGGGAAUUUUUAUAAAGCGUUGUCUGGAGAAGUCGCCAACUGGACUGAGAGCUGAGUUUCAGUCAAUGAAAAGGUUUUUCGUUUGAGUUUUCGGAGUUUCAUUCUCUGAUCUGAAGUUUCCUAUUUUGAGCAUUUAUUUACAAAAUUGUUCAUCAAAAGUCUUAUUAGAAUAUUACUUUUUAUAGAGCAUGCCUUUUACUUGAAGGAAUUCGGGAGAAACUAUGGGUUUUUAUCCAAUUUCUUAAUUUUGCAUUUUUCUACGAAUCUUUCAAGAAGAACUAUACUCAUUACAUGUUCGCAAUGAUACGUGCUCCACUUAAAAAUGUGUCAGCCUUUUUUUGGCAAAAUAUUUUGCUAAUCAUAUCGAUUCUCACCCAAAUUUUAUCUCAAGCCAGAAAGAACUAUAGCUCCGGAGUUCUUCGAAAACUAUUAAAAAAACGAAAAAUCUUCAGAUCGAACAACUGGGAGGUGAUGAAAGCAUUCAAAGCGGCCAACGAGACUGGAAGGAACCGAUACAAGGACGUUGGUUGCCUGGAUGCGUCGCGAGUGAAGCUGAAGACUCCGCCGUGGACCCAUGAGUACAUCCACGGAAACUACGUCGCGACGCCGAGCAACCCGAAGCGGUUCAUCUGCACCCAGGCGCCUCUGGAGAAGACAUGCGCCGACUUCUGGUUCAUGUGUCUGACAGAACGAGUGGAAGUCAUCUUCAUGCUGUGCAACCUCAGCGAGAAGGUUUGUGACUUCGUUUUGCACUAUUAUUAAUGCCGCUUCUGGCACGAUGAAACCAGGAAAGUUCUCAUUCCACUCCAGCUUUUCACGAUUUUGUUUCUCUCCAAGCUACGGAAUCAUUCCGUUCAAAGCGCGCUAACUUUUUCUGCACAAGCCUCUUUUUUGACCUAAAAUCCCGUUAUUAAAGGCGUAUACAGAGAUAAAGGUCACGUACAUCGAAGCGAAGGGUUCUGUAGCUUAGAGAAAAACGAAAAUCGUGACAAGCUGAGCUCUACUUUCACGACCACAAAAGGCUCCCAUGUGCCUUGAAACGCUCCAGAAUAUACUUUCACAAGAAUGAUCUCUGAAAGGACCCUUUUUGAACAUACGAAGCCAUUCAACUUGACUGAAAAUAUUUUGCAGGGAGCUAAGAAGUGCUUCGAAUACUAUCCGACGAAAGAAAAGGAAACGCUCAGUUUCGAAGAAGGUUCCAACAAAAUAACGGUCAAACAACUCGGCUCGAAAUGGGUAGGCUCAUUGGAAUCUUGAGGCUGGAUAAGAUGUCUCUUAUUUAGUUCAAAUUUGGCGGCAAGAACAUCACGGCCAAAGUGAAGGAAACGACUUUGAUCAUAGAGGGUUUAUCGGAGAAACCGCUGAAGACCUACCACUACCACUGGAUCGACUGGCCCGACCGUGGAGUCCCUAGCGCCGACACAGCUAUUAUUCAGCUUCUCGAGAAGACUCGCGGAUCAGCGUAGGUGUAAAAAAAGGAUAAAGCGAGAUAAAGUUGGAAAAAAUGUUUUCAAUAGUCAUACUUAUGUGCUUUACUGAUAAUUUCCUUAUAGUCCGAAAAAGUUAGUUAGGCUCCGAACCGAUUGGGCUCGCCAUGUUCAGAACAAACUUUCUGAAACCCUUUGAAAGUUGAAGAAAUUACUUUUACUGAGCACUUUGUAUCUCCCCUUCUAGUUUUUUUUUUAACAAAAAACUAGCUUGAGUGAUUCUUCAUUAACAUCGAGACGAAUAAAAUAUAAAAUUUUUACGCCUUUAAAAAAAACUUCCGACAAAUUAUUUUAUACUGCCCCGUCCAUUCAAAGGAGCAAACUGGAAAUUUGCAGUUACCCAAUCGUGGUUCACUGCUCUGCGGGCAUCGGCAGAACCGGAAGCGUGGUAAUGAUCGAAUACAUACUCGAACAGGCCAAGACAGCCGAAGUCGAAGACACGGACAAGAUUCUCAUUAAGAUUCGCGAGCAGCGCAACAACUCUGUUCAGGUUUCACCAAUUGAAAAUUCUAAUCAACGUGAGAAAUUUCCAGACCGACCAUCAGUACCUUUUCGUCCACCAGGUUCUGCUCAACUACUUCAAACUCAGAUGCGCCUUGCCUGAACACGUUGCAAAGGCCCAAAGCAAAUUCACUGCUGAAUAUGAAAAGCUGGUCGCCUGA
Caenorhabditis auriculariae is the source of this 2373-nucleotide messenger RNA. NCBI's taxonomy places the organism in Eukaryota, Metazoa, Nematoda, Chromadorea, Rhabditida, Rhabditidae. The record is from the annotation of a GenBank genome assembly.